This is a messenger RNA of Meleagris gallopavo (turkey), 459 nucleotides long. The record is from RefSeq and is a predicted model, not a curated record. NCBI's taxonomy places the organism in Eukaryota, Metazoa, Chordata, Aves, Galliformes, Phasianidae.
GUACGUUUUAACUGCAAAAUUUUUAUUAGGGAAAGAGAACAGCCUCCACGUUUUGCUCAACCUGGAACAUUUGAGUUUGAGUAUGCUUCACGUUGGAAGGCUCUUGAUGAGAUGGAAAAGCAACAGCGUGAACAGGUUGACAGGAACAUUAGAGAAGCCAAAGAAAAACUAGAGGCAGAAAUGGAAGCAGCUAGACAUGAGCAUCAGCUAAUGUUGAUGAGGCAAGAUCUCAUGCGGCGUCAGGAAGAAUUGAGACGUUUGGAAGAACUUCGGAAUCAAGAACUUCAGAAACGCAAGCAGAUACAAUUGAGACAUGAAGAAGAACAUAGACGACGUGAAGAGGAGAUGCUACGCCAGAGGGAACAGGAGGAAUUGAGGCGGCAGCAGGAGGGAGGAUUUAAGCCAAAUUUCAUGGACAAUAUAGAACAGGAAUCUUUUAUUUUUUCCAGUUGGACUUAG